Salvelinus fontinalis (brook trout) is the source of this 856-nucleotide messenger RNA. RefSeq names its product immediate early response 3-interacting protein 1. NCBI's taxonomy places the organism in Eukaryota, Metazoa, Chordata, Actinopteri, Salmoniformes, Salmonidae. Gene Ontology annotation, biological process: endoplasmic reticulum to Golgi vesicle-mediated transport. The transcript is spliced from 3 exons. The record is from RefSeq and is a predicted model, not a curated record. Bases 65 to 313 code for a protein of 82 amino acids. Gene Ontology annotation, cellular component: COPII-coated ER to Golgi transport vesicle; endoplasmic reticulum membrane; Golgi membrane.
UACAUUUAGGCAACGUCAUAAGGAAAUACUUGAAGCUGCUAACGUCAUCUAACACGUUACAGAUAUGGCGUUUACAUUAUAUUCCCUUAUUCAAGCGGUGAUUUUGUGUGUAAAUGCUGUCGCCGUAUUGCACGAAGAAAGAUUUUUAAGUAAAAUUGGCUGGGGUGUGGACCAAAGUAUUGGGGGAUUUGGUGAUGAACCGGGCAUUAAAGUGCAGCUAAUGAACCUUGUCCGCUCUGUGAGGACAGUAAUGAGAGUGCCCUUGAUUGCUGUCAAUUCGGUCUGCAUUGUGUUGUUGCUGCUGUUUGGCUGAAGCGAAGACUGGACUGAAUUUGGAUGUUGAACUAAGAGAAGACAUUUUCAGGGCUCAGGGGGAUGUCUCCAUGAUUCCCGAAGGAGAAACCAUACAUGCACAACAAAGAAGAUUACACACACUUGUUGCUGUAUCACAAAGAAUCAGCAUUACAUUUGAUUUCCUUUUUAUUUAUUCCCACUUUACAUGGUCAGACUGAGUAACAGUUCAGAUGCAGGAACAGUCAGUGUUUACUCCUUUAUGCCAUUCAGUUUCUUUCAAAGACACCUGUUAGUCAAUGAUGUUUAUAUAAAGCAGUCCAAAGCAUGUUGCUGCGUCAGUGCUGAUUAUGGCAUGCAUGUUGCUGUUAACAUAUUGUAAUCUUAUGUUGUUACGAAAAGUUUUUUUUUCUUCACACCUUCCUGGACAAAAUGUUAAAUAUACAUAAUUUGAACAGACAUAAACGCCAUAAAUCGGGAUAUAUCAUAUUUUAUGUAUUACUUUUUUUUGCAGUAACUUUCAAUCAAUUACUUGAAAAAAAUAAAGAUGUUUUAAAUAACAACA